UGUGCUUAACUGGUGUACGAGUUAAAAGGCAAUAAUUACUAGUAAUAAAAUAUUAAAAUUUUAAGAUCAGAAUAGGAUCAGUUUGUGAGUGUUUUAAAACUAAAAACUUUUGUUAACUUUGACUGUCUGGUUGCCUUUGGAAUGUUAAAAGGACUGCUUUUAUUGCUUCUCUGUUUGGCGCAAAACAUUGCUGUAGUCCGUAAGCCCUUUUCUGCAAAGGCCCCUUCAGCUUGCCAUGUGAUGGAAAUUUUUCUUGCCGUUCUCGUGGUUAGUGUGCCACUGGCCCACUGUGCCAGGCUGCCAGACAGCACAAGCAGUGAGCCAGUAGCGUGGAGAGUGUUCUUCCUUCCUGUGGAUGCAUGCGUUUUUUUAGGUUUCGCUCAGAUUUCGAAUAAGUUGGAGUUUUAAAAAAUGGCUAUCCUUGAGUAGCAGAAUUAUUACCCAGAAGCUUUGUUAUAUGCCUGCGUGUUAACUGUUCAGAGUUGCGGAUUUAUUUUCUUUCACGGAGUUACUGUGACCGUUCUCCGGGAAGUGUUGCUUCUUACUGCAGCUGGAGAAGCUGUUUCUUAACAUAACUGAACGAGGCGGAUUGGAUAAGCAGACAUGGGGGAUCUGAUUCGAAGUGCUUUGGAUUACAUUGGUGGAGGCCAAACACCAGCUGUGAAAGACGAUUCUGACCUUGUGGGAAAUAUUGUAGAAAUCGAGAACAGAAAAUUCCGUGUCAAAAGGCUGAUUGCGGAAGGUGGAUACGCUUAUGUAUACCUGGUGCAGGAUGUCGAGGGCGGCAAAGAUUACGCCUUGAAGAGAUUGUUAGCACACGAUGAAGAUGCGGCAAAGAAUAUUAAACAAGAGAUCCGAUUCCUGAAAAAACUCACCGGUCAUCCGUAUAUUAUUGGGUACGUCGCAGCUGCGCUGUGCAAAAGACCAGAAAAAGCCAAUGUGGAGGAAUAUUUGAUUCUAACCGAAUUUUGUUCGGGAGGACAAGUGAUCAGCCUUCUCAAAAACAGGGAACUUCCUCUAUCGGUGCCAGAUGUUCUUACCAUAUUUUAUCAAACAUGUAAAGCGGUACAGCACAUGCAUAAACAGAGUCCGGCAAUAAUCCAUCGUGAUCUCAAGGUGGAAAAUUUGUUAAUUGGGGAGGAUCGCAAAGUCAAACUCUGUGAUUUCGGUAGUGCUACAACGGAAACCCAUGCUCCCGAUAUGUCUUGGGAAAGUUUACGGAGGAAUUUGGUAGAGGAAGAGAUGACACGCAACACCACUCCCAUGUACCGUGCCCCAGAAAUGCUGGAUUUAUAUAAUAAUUAUCCUAUAAACGAAAAGCUGGACAUUUGGGCAUUGGGCUGCAUUUUGUAUACUCUUUGUUACAUGGUCCAUCCUUUCGAGGAUUCGGCCAAGCUGAGGAUUUUAAAUGCCAAAUACUCUUUUCCACCCAACCGGAAAUAUGAAAUAUUCAACGAUCUCAUCAGUCGAUUACUCAAAAUUGAUCCAGUCACUAGACCAAAUAUUGAUGGUGUGCUGGAAAUUCUGGCAUCUAUGGCGGAAACUUUAAACGUCGAAACAAACAAAUCAUUAACCGUCAAAAUUCCCUCUCCAGUGGUCGAGGCACCUAAUCCGGGUGUACCUCAACGAAGAAACGAAGCGACAGAAAACAAACCCACCCCGACUAGUCAACCUACACAGAGCCAACAGCAGGGAAGUCUUUUCGGAAGCGUUGGCGGUGGUCUUCUGGGAAAUUUAGUUAAGGGUGGAAAAAAUAUUGUCAAAAACGUUCAGCAGGCUGCUGCUAAUCUGGUCAAAGAAGAUUUCAGUGCGAGGCCAGCUGAGAACCCAUCGGCCAGAUCACAACACGGCAGGUUUGUGUCAUAUUCGGAAUCGGAAGCUGAAUCCACACCGAAUCGUAAAAUUAGUCAACAGCCCAAUCAGGAAGUCGAUUUUGUAUCCCCGCCUUCUACCCGGCCGAUGCCUCAGCCGUCACCGAAACCGCCGCGACCGCAGCCACCACGAUCUCCGAAACCUGCUGAAAAGGCUGUGGUACCUCCUAGGCCUCCCUCCGCGUCUCCCAGUUUGGAUGAAGUCAACCCACCACCUGAGCCGCUGUUGACACCAGAGGAAGACUUGCUGGGACUUGGGAGUUCCGAAAUUCCCUCAGUUCAGCCGACAACGCAGGUGCCCGCUGGAGCAGAAAGCAAGACGCCAAUGCCUCCGCCAGUUUCCGAAACUGGAGGAUACGUCGAGGAUCUGCUGGAUAUGGGUAGUGCUCUUCCUAGCGCUCCUUCAAGCGGACCCUCAGUGGUAAAACAACAGGGUCCAUCAUCGGCCACUAUGAAUUUUGACCUGUUGGGCGGAAAUCAAUGGGACAGCUCGACUACUAAGGAACCACCUGCUGCCAAUUACAGUACGAAUGUUCCUAUCGAUCCAUUCAUGAGCCUGGGUGCGCUAUCCCAGCCUCCGCCGCCUGUCAGUGCUACAUCCAGAGCAUCCCCUACUGCUGCGGCUGCUCCCACAUCUGGCAUGGAUAAUUGGCUUGAUUCGCUCGGUAGCUCUCCCACGAGUGUACCGGUUGCUCCCAGCGUAACUGGUGUAGCCACACCGACAAAUCGUGCUAGUCCGCUACUUUUGCCCCAGUCACCGCAUCUGUCGCGGCCGGGAUCAAACAACAGCCUGAACAGUAUGGCCGCUUCGAAACCCGUUUCCCAAUCGGCUCCCGAUCCGUUUGGCGAUUUGUUUGGCGGUAAGGAUUCUAGUAAACCGCUUUUGACCCCGAUGACUGCGGAAUUACCUCGAAAUACUUCCAAUUCGAAUUUGGCCGGAAUGAAGCGGGAUCCGUUUGCGGAUUUGGGAAAUUUGGGUGGAUCAAUAUCACCGCCAGUGCGUCCUGGGCAGCCGGCCAACCCCAUGAUGGGCAUGAGCACAGGGCAGUCCGGUAAUCCGGUGAUGGGUAUGAAUGCCAACAUCCGAUCCCCAACGCCGGGGAGUCCACAUAUAUGAGGGAUACAAGGCCAAUGUUUCCAUCAGGUGCAGCUGGACCGCAGAGAUUUCCUUAUCAAACCCCUCAACAACCACAGCAACCUACGAACUACCGUCCGGAUUAUGCACAGUUUAGGAACACGACCAAUGAGGUCCCGGUAUAUUCCGGUACGAAGCCGGUUGUUAAUCAAAACUUCCUGGAUGACAUGUUACCGCAGGGUUUCAAUAACGCCACCAGGCCCCCGAGAACACUGAAAGAAAAACAAGCGGAAGUGUUAGUGAAACGGUUGAUCCGGAAACUUUGAAGAUUCGGGAAUGGACGGAGGGGAAACGGAGAAAUAUCCGUGCCUUGUUGUGUAGUUUAAAUACUGUAUUAUGGGAUGGGUGUGCCUGGAAAGGAGUAGGUAUGCAUGAGCUGGUUUCAGCCGAUCAAGUCAAGAGGGUAU
This is a messenger RNA of Paramacrobiotus metropolitanus, 3413 nucleotides long. RefSeq names its product AP2-associated protein kinase 1-like. Gene Ontology annotation, cellular component: cytoplasm. Lineage: Eukaryota; Metazoa; Tardigrada; Eutardigrada; Parachela; Macrobiotidae. Bases 604 to 2988 code for a protein of 794 amino acids. Gene Ontology annotation, molecular function: protein serine/threonine kinase activity; AP-2 adaptor complex binding; ATP binding. The transcript has 15 exons. Gene Ontology annotation, biological process: positive regulation of Notch signaling pathway; regulation of clathrin-dependent endocytosis; protein phosphorylation. The record is from RefSeq and is a predicted model, not a curated record.